Linderina pennispora is the source of this 360-nucleotide messenger RNA. RefSeq lists its product as uncharacterized. The coding region runs from base 1 to 360 and encodes 119 amino acids. The record is from RefSeq and is a predicted model, not a curated record. The transcript has a single exon. Lineage: Eukaryota; Fungi; Kickxellomycota; Kickxellomycetes; Kickxellales; Kickxellaceae.
AUGAAAAGCAAAGAAUUCAAGUACAGCGUGCAGUCAUUGUCCACUGCUCGCCAUAAUAGCCCGGUCAUCAUUCUAGUGACGCGCAACGAUGACUUGGUAAUGGCAGUCUGGUGUCUGGUGGAUGGUGAGGAUAGGGCUAAGGCUGAAGCCCACUUGAAGCAGCUGCUCAUCAAAUACAAUAUUGAUUGCGGGUUUUUGAUGGAUGCCGACAAGGCCGUGUUUUACUCGCUGUUUUACCUUCAGCCGUACGCUGAAGCAGUGGAGCUAAAGACAUAUCAAUAUCAUACCCAAGCCCUUGAGGUUGUGGAAUUGCUCUACGGAUUCACUAGACACAACAAUGUGCGACCGGAUGCAGAAUAG